CUUCCCCUUCCUUUUGUUUCCUCUCCCUCAGAUUCCGCGCACAAAGGGAAAUUCAAUCAACAACCCAACCAUCUCAAAUGGCCUCUGCAACUGGGGACCAGCACCACCACCCGACCAACGUCUGUCGUUUCAUUCAAUCCGCCACUUCCAAUCUCUCCUCUCUCCUCACCCCCAGAAUGGCACAGUCUCCGACACCCACCUCCUCCGUUCCACAGUCGAAGGUCUGCGUCUCGCCUCCACAAAUUAUCUCUCUACCCACCUCUUCCUCCUUUGAUUCGACCCAGAACGACUCGUUGUCUUCGAGACCGUCGUCUUCUGCACUCAAGGGCAUGUCGUCGGAGUCCAGUUCUGGGUUUCCAUCGACGGUGAGAAUUUCGAGUUUGAAUACGAACGGGAAGGGCGGUGGACCGGCCUUUGUUGGACAAGUCUUCAGUAUGUGUGAUCUUUCGGGGACAGGUCUCAUGGCAGUCUCCACCCACUUCGACAUACCCUUUAUUUCCAAAAGAACGCCUGAGUGGGUUAAGAAGAUUUUUUCAGCAGUAACCAAGAGCGAGAGAAAUGGCCCUGUGUUCCGCUUUUUCAUGGAUCUAGGUGAUGCAGUUUCUUAUGUUAAACGGCUCAAUAUUCCAAGUGGUGUGGUUGGUGCUUGUCGUCUUGAUUUAGCAUAUGAACAUUUCAAGGAAAAACCUCACUUGUUCCAGUUCGUUCCAAAUGAGAAACAGGUCAAGGAAGCCAACAAACUUCUUAAGAUAAUGCCACAGAAUGGUGGAAGGAAAAAGGUUGAAGGUGUUCCUGUUUUCAGUGCUCAGAACCUAGAUAUUGCUAUAGCAACAACAGACGGGAUUAAGUGGUAUACUCCGUACUUCUUCGAUAAAAACAUGUUAGACAACAUUCUUGAAGAAUCUGUUGAUCAGCAUUUCCAUACAUUAAUUCAGACUCGGCACUUGCAACGGCGACGGGAUGUUAUUGAUGACAACCUGACAACAGAAGUGGUUGAAGAGAAUGUUGAGAGUGUAUGGGAGCCCCCCGAGGUACAGGAAGUGCUGGACGAAAUGGGCAAUCCUGGAAUACCUUUGAGCGUCAUAUCAAAAGUUGCUGAAAUUCAGCUCCUUUAUACCGUUGACAAAGUGCUCCUUGGUAACAGGUGGUUGAGAAAAGCUACUGGAAUUCAACCCAAAUUUCCUUAUUUAGUCGAUUCAUUUGAAGAAAGGAGUGCAGCUUCCCUUAUGAAAGCAUCCGUAUCAUCCAACUUCAUUGCAAACUCUGAAGCAGAAAGUAAUAGUAAGCACCUCCAGUAUCCUGGCACUUCCGAGGUCAAUUCAAACAAUAAUGUUCAACCCGAGGAAGGACAGAAACAGGAUUUCCGAUUCCCCUUUGGAGAUUGGGCUACUAAUCCGUGGUUGAAACAAGAGCAAAAACUCCAGAAUCAAUCAGAUAAAAGAAUGAAAGGUACAACCAGAAAAUAUAUAAAACAAGAAGUACCGCCAAGCCCUUUUCUCCCGAAGAUCACAAUGGUUGGGAUCUCAACCGGGGAGGCGGGGCAGAUGAGCAAAGCCAGUUUGAAGAAGACGAUGGAGGAUCUGACGAAAGAAUUGGAACAAACGGAUCAAGGAAAUACUGAUGGCGGUAGUUAUAAUGAAUUCGAUUACGAAGAUAGGGAUCCACUCUUUGUGGCAAAUGUGGGUGAAUACUAUUCCAAUGUGGCAAAAGCAAAUUCAGCUCGGUGGGUUCGUGCCAAAUAGAAUGUCUUUUGUAGGAGCUAGUUCUUUACAUUUAUUUGUGGACAAUAGAGAGAAGAUGUAAAUUAGCAUGUUAACAACAAAAAACAAAAUAAAUAAAGGAAAAAAAAAAAUGCUUGGUUUUACUGGUA
This is a messenger RNA of Cornus florida, 1870 nucleotides long. RefSeq lists its product as uncharacterized. The transcript is spliced from 9 exons. NCBI's taxonomy places the organism in Eukaryota, Viridiplantae, Streptophyta, Magnoliopsida, Cornales, Cornaceae. The coding region runs from base 78 to 1742 and encodes 554 amino acids. The record is from RefSeq and is a predicted model, not a curated record. Gene Ontology annotation, biological process: protein transport.